GAGGGAGGGUUAAUGGAACAAAAGAAAAAAGCAAUGCAAAACAAUAGUUUCAGAUGUCUUCGGUGGGGGGUGACAAAGAAAGAAUCUAAUGUUUGUUUCUGCCGUCUUUUAAACACUUUUCUUAAGUGGCUCAUAACAACAUUAUUAAAAUUUUGCAGUGCUCGGCAACAUUCAGCUUUAUUCACGUGAUGAAGUUCUACAAAAUUAUGGAUGCCGUUCCAUUGAGCGCAGAUAGCUUUAACAUCUGCAGUUGAGACAUCCUUCCUGCCUUCAGCCUCAUCAAACGACAUCUCCUCCCUUCCUCGCCAACACUAACUCCAGCUAACUGCUGCUUGUUCACCAAAACAAGAAACAACUUUUCGACUUCCUCCAAGAUCUGUGGCCUCUGCUUGGUCAACACCGUUGCUCCUUUAGCAACAUCAUUUGCUUUGAGCGCAUCCUUGUGUUUCAGAAUGGUGCUGAUCUUCAAUUUCGCCAUGCCAUACUUCUUCGAUAGCUCAGAAGCACGCACACCAGAUUCGUAUUCGGCUACUUGUUGAAGUUGACUGUUUUUAAGCACAACUCUCCUUUUUCAGCACCAGCAGUUCCACUUGCCUUCUUUGGAGCCAUGAUCGGGUGUUAAUGUUGCUCAAUUUGAAGAAAAAAAAGUCACUACAGUACUGGGAAACGUCCGCGAGCAGAGGAGUGUAUGAGUCAACUGGUUGCACCGCGUCGUGCGCAUUACGUCUUUUCCGUUUUUUUUGGGGGCGUGCGUUCGAAAGCACAAUAACAAAUCUUCGUGGAUCAGCUUGUUGGGGUGUUCGAAUGCCGAUUUUCAUUCGAAAACUAAAGCAAAAAAAUCUCAAAAUUUUCGUUCGAAAACCGAUUUGGACAAAAACCAAGAAGUUCGAAAACCGAGUGUCUAUGCCUGCCCUCGCCGUGACACGUCGUGUCGGCCAUCCGUACCAGAACCGGGCGCCGCCGAAGAAGAAGAAGCCGCGGACGUCGUUCACGCGACUGCAGAUCUGCGAGCUGGAGAAGCGCUUCCACCGCCAGAAGUACCUGGCCAGCGCCGAGAGAGCCGCCCUAGCCAAAGCCCUCAAAAUGACCGACGCUCAGGUCAAAACCUGGUUCCAAAACAGACGCACCAAAUGGAGGCGUCAAACCGCGGAGGAGAGAGAGGCGGAGAGGCAGCAAGCCAACCGGAUCCUCAUGCAGCUGCAGCAGGAGGCCUUCCAGAAGUCCAUCGACCAGCCGGUGACGCCGGACCCGCUAUGCCUACAGAACAGCUCUUUGUUCGCCCUGCAGAACCUGCAACCUUGGAGCGAGAACACCGUCAAGAUCAGCAGCGUUUCGACUUGCGAGUAGCCUCAGAGCAGGACUAAUGUUUGCGGAGAAAUGCAGGCUUGUCCUGGUGGAAACUCUUUAUCUCCGGGUCCACUUUCUGUCCCGUUUUGAGUGUUAUCUACCGCCUUUUGCCUGGUUGAGUGCUGGAUGCAAGAGGUCCCCUGCACAAGUCGCGAUGAUCCAGCAGUCAUUCAGAGAUUCAUUUUGACUGGACUUCAAGUUUUAUCUGUCGUACCGUUGGAUAACGAAGUAAAAUACGUAGAAAGCACCUUUGAAUGAAUGCCAAUUCGUGACAACAACAAAAAGUGAAGGCUGUGAAUGAUGUCUAUUUUAGAAUUUAUGGACCGAGAAGCCAGCCAGCAUCUUGUUAUGGGGUCAUAUCUUGAAAAUCUACCACAGUAUUUUAAUAUCUCAUAUCUGUGGAUUCAUAUUUUAACGAAUAUUUUUGUUUCUCACUUGUAAUGCAAUUCACCAAAUGGUCAGGAGAUGCUAAACAUCUCAUCACGCUGUGGUUCACUCGCUGCUCCAUUUGUUAUCAGAACCCUGUACUUUUUAUUUUUUUACUUGACUGCAACUGCAUUUUGUGUAUAGUAUGGUCAUUAGCCUGAAUUUCUAAAAAGAAAAAUACGUGUCAAACACUGCCAUUGUGUUUUACGUCAACGUGGUCCUGCAAUACACAUUAAAUUCACGUUUGUGAUAUUACUUUCAUGAGUUUCACAAAUAUAUUCAAUAGA
Molecule: messenger RNA, 2060 nt
Organism: Syngnathoides biaculeatus (alligator pipefish)
Lineage: Eukaryota; Metazoa; Chordata; Actinopteri; Syngnathiformes; Syngnathidae
Gene: tlx1
Product: T cell leukemia homeobox 1
Exons: 3
Coding region: 622-1347 (241 amino acids)
Biological process (GO): animal organ development; regulation of transcription by RNA polymerase II
Cellular component (GO): nucleus
Molecular function (GO): DNA-binding transcription factor activity, RNA polymerase II-specific; RNA polymerase II cis-regulatory region sequence-specific DNA binding
Source: RefSeq, a predicted model, not a curated record